AUGACGACCGUGAAAGGCCUUCUUAAAGGCCUUCGCUACAUCACUCAGAUUUUCGAUGAAGAGAAAGACCAAGAUAUCCAGAUCGGUUUUCCCACUGAUGUAAAGCAUGUUGCCCACAUAGGAUCCGACGGUCCUGCAGCCAAUGCGCCAAGCUGGAUGGGUGACUUCAAACCUCAAGAACAUGAUGGUCAAGUAGUUUCCCGAGGAGAUGUGACCAACAAUCCAGUAGGUGAAGGAGUUGGAUUACAAGAGUUGUUGCCUCCUCCAGAAAAACAGAAGCACAAGAAGACAAGGCGUAAAUCCGAGACGACAUCACAAAACGGUUCUCCUCCUAGGAGAAGCAGCAACGUUUCAACAUCAGAUAUGCCACCCAAACAUUCGAGACGUCACAGCAGAAGUAGACACGGGUCGAUGGACUCCACGAAUGAUGCAUCAAUCAGGAGGAGGCGUGUUGUCUCGGUUAACGACGCUGAAGGUUCUGACCCUCUCUCAGAUACUUCUGCUACUCGUAGAAAGUCUACAUCACGUCAUAGGAAGGUGAAAGAAUCAGGAGGAGGAGGAGGAGAGGUCUCCAUGAAGAAGACUAAAGCAAAACCCGAGAGUUCUAUUGUUCAAUCAGUCGAUGUUUGUAAUGAUGUUAACACCAGCGACAAAGACUAA
Molecule: messenger RNA, 660 nt
Organism: Eruca vesicaria subsp. sativa (arugula)
Lineage: Eukaryota; Viridiplantae; Streptophyta; Magnoliopsida; Brassicales; Brassicaceae
Source: the annotation of a GenBank genome assembly